Aspergillus niger is the source of this 1542-nucleotide messenger RNA. RefSeq lists its product as uncharacterized. Lineage: Eukaryota; Fungi; Ascomycota; Eurotiomycetes; Eurotiales; Aspergillaceae. The record is from RefSeq and is a predicted model, not a curated record. The coding region runs from base 1 to 1542 and encodes 513 amino acids. Gene Ontology annotation, molecular function: monooxygenase activity; oxidoreductase activity, acting on paired donors, with incorporation or reduction of molecular oxygen; heme binding. The transcript has 3 exons.
AUGGCAGCCCCUUCGUUUGUCAAUGCCAUUCUAAUCACUGUCCUCCUAUUUCCCAUCCUCCUGGCCCUCAAGCGGCUCUACUUCCACCCCCUAUCUCGAUACAAUGGGCCUCUUCUCUGGGCAUUAACCCGUGUGCCAUAUAUGUUGGCAUUCCGAAAUGGCCAGUUAGCGCAUAAAAUCAAAGCUUUUCACGAGGUUUAUGGCGAGACCGUCCGCGUGGCCCCGAAUGAGGUGUCCUUCAUCAACCCCGACACUGUCAAAGACAUUUACCAGCGCCGACCGAGCGGCGGGGGUUUCAAGUCACUUCCCAAAGAUCCCAUCCGUCAGGCACCUCCAAGGCCAGGGCAGCCCAUUAGCAUCCUUGAUGCGGGUGACGCUGACCACACGCGACUCCGCAAGGCCUAUGCAGCCGCCUUCAGCAGCCAGGCCUUGAGCGCCCAGGAGCCGCUCGUUGCCAGCUACGUCGACAAGAUGAUCGCUCAGAUGCAGUGCCAGAGCAAACUCAUUGCCCAGAGUGUUGAUCUGCAAGAGUGGAUCAGCUUCUGCACCUUUGAUAUUGUCUGCAAGCUAAGCUUCGGGGAAGAUUUCGGCUGUUUGGACAACCAGCGCUACCACGAAUGGGUGGGCCAACUCGUUCACUCGCUCAAAGCCAAAGUCCAGCUAGCCUCCUGCCGCUUCUAUCCCUGGCUGUUCAACUAUCUCGUCAAGCGCCUCCCCAAAUCUGCGGGUAUCCUUAUGGCCCAGCACCAAGCCACAACUAAAGAGAAGGUGAAGCGCCGGUUACAGCAACUGGAAAGCGAUGCCAAAGUCAGUGGUGCCGCUGGGGUCAUUAGGCCAGACUUCCUGGCACAUCUUGUGCAGCAAUCCCGCCAAGAGAUCUCGGAAGGCGAGAUGGUAGUGAACGCUGCAACCCUCAUCGUUGCGGGGAGCCACACCCUGCAAACCGCCAUCACUGGCAUUCUCUUUCACCUCCUCCAAAAUCCAACAGUAUUGAACCGCGUGACCAGCGAAGUGCGCGGCGAAUUUCCCUCUACCAGCCAGAUAAACGUGUCCACCCUGCUCAGGCUGCCCAUGCUAGAAGCAGCGAUUAAGGAAGGCAUCCGCCUCACCUCCCCCGUGCCCCUGGGGUUGACUCGACUCGUUCCAAUUGGGGGUCAUACCAUCAAUGGGGAAUUUUUCCCAGAGGGAACUGUUGUCUCCUACAUGCAAUGGGCUGCCAAUGUCUCACCACAAAACUACACCGACCCUCAGGCAUUCCACCUUGAGCGCUGGCUCAAGUCACGCCAGCCGUCUUCAUCUUCGCCGGAUGACUUUUUCGAGAAAGACCAGCGACAUGCUACACAGCCGUUCCUGCAAGGCCCGCGGGAUUGUAUCGGCCAGAAUCUGGCCCGCAUGGAGAUCGUCCUCAUUCUGGGCAAACUUCUGUACCACUUUGAUCUGCAGCCCGAGGGCCGCCUCGGACGCUGGGAGGAUCAGGAGACAUACGCGGUCUGGGUGAAGACGCCGCUGCCAGUGAAGUUGCGAGUAAAACAGACGGACUGA